AUGAGUUCCAAUGCGACCAGCUAUAAGCAGAUGAAAGAGGACUUCGUGUCCGGCCUAUCAGGUGGCUCAGUCUCUGAAAUAAACUAUGUAACUGCGAUAGGACCUAUCGCCUUUGUCCUAUGGUCCAUUCUACAAUCUCGCCAGUCUUUCUUCAAGCCGUACAAGCCCCUGAGCUUUGUAAUCGAUUUCCUCCUAAACGUAGUGGCUAUUCUACUUGCGAUAACACUCUACGCGGACAAGCCAUUGCUUCUCUCCGGCCUAAUCCUCGUCCCCGCCAUAUUCGUCUACGCCCUGCCCUCGAACCCUGCCGUGUCGAGAAAGAAGCCUAAACUCCCUCCCAAUGCGCAAGCUCAGAAGUCGCCGGGCGCAUUGAGCGUCCUGUCUACCAAGCCGUUCCUUACGACCUACCGUGGAGUUAUGAUGAUUACUACCUGCUUAGCGAUUUUAGCAGUAGAUUUCAGGAUAUUCCCCCGAAGGUUCGCAAAGGUUGAGACGUGGGGCACCUCGUUGAUGGACGUGGGCGUAGGCUCCUUUGUCUUCUCGGCGGGUGUCGUUGCCGCGCGUCCGGUUCUUAAGGAGAGAGCAGAGGGUAGGACGACACCGGUGCUCCAGAGGCUACUAUACGCGAUGAGGCAUUCAUUGCCUUUACUAGUUCUCGGCGUCAUUCGCCUUAUAAGCGUCAAAGGUCUCGACUAUGCCGAGCACGUAACCGAGUACGGCGUGCACUGGAAUUUCUUCUUCACCUUAGGCUUUCUUCCUCCGUUCGUCGCGCUUUUUCAGUCGGCGUUAAAGAUAAUUCCGUCCUAUGCGGCCCUUGCUAUUCUACUAGGUGUUAUUUAUCAGGCUGUGCUAGAGACCACAAGUCUGAAAGCAUUUAUCCUUAUCGCACCACGGACGGAUAUCAUCUCUAUGAAUAAAGAAGGUAUAUGUAGCUUCUUUGGAUACCUUGCUAUCUUCUUAGCAGGCCAGGAUACCGGUAUGUACGUACUGCCCAGGAGUAUCAACCCGCGCAGCGGAACCAGUAGCAGCACCCAGCGGACUACUCUGGUCCUAACUAUGACCGUGUGGACAUCUAUCUGGGCCCUUCUUUACUUCUUUACGACGAACUACAGUUAUGGCGCAGGGUUAGAUGUGUCUCGGCGAUUGGCUAACUUGCCUUAUGUCCUAUGGAUUGCUGCAUUUAACUCGUCCCAGUUACUAGCCUGUUGCGUUAUAGAGAGCGUAUUCUUUCCGUCGUUCUAUAAUGCUACGGACACGAAGACAGAACAGGAGGCAUACGAGACAGCUACGAGUAGGGUGUUACGAGCAUUUAAUAGGAAUGGGCUAGCAAUCUUCUUGGUCGCAAAUCUACUCACAGGACUAGUAAACAUGACGGUACCUACUUUGGAUGUCGGACCGACUGUCACUAUGGGCAUAUUGGUAGGAUAUGCCGCGGUUCUUACGGCACUUGCGGUUACGUUAGAUGCUUGGAAUAUCUCUAUUAAGCUAUGA
This is a messenger RNA of Daldinia childiae, 1491 nucleotides long. RefSeq names its product GPI-anchored wall transfer protein 1. The transcript is spliced from 2 exons. Gene Ontology annotation, cellular component: membrane; endoplasmic reticulum. The record is from RefSeq and is a predicted model, not a curated record. Bases 1 to 1491 code for a protein of 496 amino acids. NCBI's taxonomy places the organism in Eukaryota, Fungi, Ascomycota, Sordariomycetes, Xylariales, Hypoxylaceae. Gene Ontology annotation, biological process: protein localization to plasma membrane; GPI anchor biosynthetic process. Gene Ontology annotation, molecular function: glucosaminyl-phosphatidylinositol O-acyltransferase activity.